Gadus chalcogrammus (walleye pollock) is the source of this 687-nucleotide messenger RNA. RefSeq names its product secretory carrier-associated membrane protein 5-like. Lineage: Eukaryota; Metazoa; Chordata; Actinopteri; Gadiformes; Gadidae. The transcript has 6 exons. Gene Ontology annotation, biological process: protein transport. The record is from RefSeq and is a predicted model, not a curated record. Gene Ontology annotation, cellular component: trans-Golgi network membrane; recycling endosome membrane. Bases 7 to 687 code for a protein of 226 amino acids.
UUCCAAAUGACAGAACCGAACUUCCCACCGUUGCCGGGGUUUAUCCCUCUGAAGCCAUGCUUCUACCAGGACUUUGAGGAGAUCCCCGAGCAGAACCGCACCAUGUGCAAGCGCAUGUAUCACCUGUGGAUCAUGAACAGUGUUACCCUGGCGGUGAAUCUGGUUGGCUGCUUCGCAUGGAUGUUCGCCGGAGGGGGCGUUACCAACUUCGGCCUUGCCAUCAUCUGGCUGUUGAUGUUCACUCCCUGCUCCUAUGUGUGCUGGUUCCGGCCCAUCUACAAGGCCUUCAAGACUGACAGCUCCUUCAACUUCAUGGCGUUCUUCUUUGUGUUCAUGGCCCAAGUGGGAAUCAGCAUCAUCCAGAGCAUAGGCAUCCCGGGCUGGGGAGUCUGUGGCUGGCUGGCCACCCUGUCCUACUUCAGCUACAACAUCCUGGUGGCGCUGAUCAUGCUGGUCCCCACCCUCAUGUUCACAGGGGUGGCGGCGCUCUCCUUCCUGGCGCUCACCAGGAUCCACAACUCGUACCGAGGCAGCGGCGGCAGCAUGUCCAAGGCCCAGGAGGAGUGGACCACGGGGGCCUGGAAGAACCCCCAGGUCCAGGCUGCCGCCCAGCAGGCCGCCAUGGGAGCCGCCAUGGGGGGCAUGCAGGAGCAUCACUCCAGCCCGCAGUACGACAACCAGGUGUAG